UCACGUGUAUUGGUUAGAUAUAUAUUUGUGCAUGCAAAUUACUGUAUGAUCAAUUAUUAAUGUUUGUUUCUUGUGGGGACUUCUUUUUUUCUCUAAGAGAGAGAGAGGAGAGAGAGACGAGGGGCUCAAUUUUCGAGCUAUUUGAUUGGGCCUGGAAAGGUUUUAAGAGGGAGAGAGUGUGGCCUCUGUGCAUAGUUUGUGGAAGGAGGUGAAGGCUGAAAGUCUGUUUAAGACUGAACCUUUUUCUCUCUCUUUUUUUUCUCCUGCACACAACCUCCCAUCUCCUCUCUCUCUCUCUCUCUCUCUGGCUUGCUCUGCUGAUGACUAAACAAAGUAGCCCAGAUUCGUUCUAAUUGUUGCUCUUCUUAUCGACUAUUGUAAUUAAAGAGGCCAGAUUCUCUGUGAGAAGAAGGCACGAUGCUGUUGAAGGCCUGUUAAACUGGGGACUACAUGGUCUUGUCUACAUCCUUUCUUCGUGCGAUCAAUGGUGCGUUUUUGCUUGCAGCUGGUGAUUUGAAAGGGAUCAAGGAAAUUCCCCACAAAAACAUCCAUGUUUGGUGCUCCAUCAGCAGGCUCGGCGCCCUCCCUAGGCAACCCCUCCUAUCAGUCUGUAUCAGUCUUUCCUUGUGUAGAUAAUGGAAGCAACAAGCGGAAAAGAAGGCCUGCUGGUACCCCAGAUCCUGAUGCCGAGGUCGUCUCUCUCUCGCCGAAAACCUUGCUGGAGUCCGACCGCUACGUCUGUGAGAUUUGCAACCAAGGGUUCCAGAGGGACCAGAACCUGCAGAUGCACCGCCGGAGGCACAAGGUGCCAUGGAAGCUGCUGAAGAGGGAGACGCCGGAGGUGAAGAAGAGGGUCUUCGUCUGCCCGGAGCCGACGUGCCUCCACCACGACCCUUGCCAUGCUCUGGGAGAUCUCGUCGGCAUCAAGAAGCAUUUCCGGCGGAAGCACAGCAACCACAAGCAGUGGACGUGCGAGAAGUGCUCAAAAGGAUACGCCGUCCAGUCGGACUACAAGGCGCAUCUGAAGACCUGUGGCACGAGAGGCCACUCCUGUGACUGUGGCCGAGUCUUUUCCAGGGUGGAGAGCUUCAUAGAGCAUCAGGAUGCCUGCAAUGCAGGAAGAGAGCGGCAAGAAUUGCAGGUUCCGCAGUCGGCCUGCUUAUCCCGGACGGCUUCGAGCCCCAGCCCUUCAUGUGAUACCAACUUUAGUGCAGCUGCUGCUUGGCCUGUCAUGAAAUUUCCGGGCCAAUCUAACGGGGUAGCCUCAACUAUGGAUCCUCCUCAACACAAUCUAGAGCUGCAACUCCUGCCGGCGACUCAUUCUCAGUCGCCCAACCGGACCGCAUCCAACCAGAAGACAGACGAAAACCACUCGACCCGACUGCAACUCUCAAUAGGCCCUGCCAAUCAAGACGACGCACCACCGAACCAACCCAACAAGAAGACCGAGAUUUCAUGGCUGAACAACGCCAGUAAGGCAUUGGACAACCUCAACGGAAAACAGAACUCGGAUGUCGCCGACCCGGCGCCGGUCGAUCCAUUUCGAAUCGAUACGGUCUCGGCUUCAAAGCUCAAGGAGCAUGCGAGGGAGCAGCUCAAGUUAGCCACAGCAGAGAAGGCAUACGCAGAAGAGGCCAGGCAGCAGGCCAAACUUCAGAUUGAGUUGGCAGAGAAGGAAUUUGCCAAUGCCAAGAGAAUCAGGCAGCAGGCUCAAGCUGAGCUUGACAAGGCCCAGAUGAUGAGAGAACAAGCAAUAAAGCAGGUGAACAACACCAUCCUGCAGAUCACAUGCCAAUCCUGCAAAAAGCAUUUUCAGGCAGCAGCUCAGCCCUCCGAUGAGAACUCAUUGGCGGUGAGCUACAUGUCAUCGGUUGUUACAGAAGGCCAAGGAGAAAAUGAUAACAAGAAUUCCACAAAAAUCAUAAGCCUCUAAAGCAUGUUGUAAGCACUUUGUUCAGUCUCAUUAUUUAGUUUUUUUUUUCUCUUUAUUUUUUCUUUUCUCUUACUUCUGUUUGAAUUCAUAUGGUGGUGGUUAUGGUGUAGAUUUGAGUUAAAGCUAGCUGAAAUUCAGCACUGCAUUCAUGUAAUACUCUCUUUUUGCCAAGGAAAAGAAUUUCAUCAUUUAUA
This is a messenger RNA of Nymphaea colorata (pocket water lily), 2127 nucleotides long. Its product is annotated as zinc finger protein SHOOT GRAVITROPISM 5-like. The coding region runs from base 551 to 1933 and encodes 460 amino acids. Gene Ontology annotation, molecular function: DNA-binding transcription factor activity. Lineage: Eukaryota; Viridiplantae; Streptophyta; Magnoliopsida; Nymphaeales; Nymphaeaceae. The transcript is spliced from 3 exons. The record is from RefSeq and is a predicted model, not a curated record. Gene Ontology annotation, cellular component: nucleus.